Messenger RNA from Aureobasidium subglaciale EXF-2481, 2314 nucleotides. RefSeq lists its product as uncharacterized. Gene Ontology annotation, cellular component: PeBoW complex; nucleolus. Gene Ontology annotation, biological process: maturation of LSU-rRNA from tricistronic rRNA transcript (SSU-rRNA, 5.8S rRNA, LSU-rRNA); ribosome biogenesis. Bases 50 to 2164 code for a protein of 704 amino acids. Gene Ontology annotation, molecular function: RNA binding. NCBI's taxonomy places the organism in Eukaryota, Fungi, Ascomycota, Dothideomycetes, Dothideales, Saccotheciaceae. The record is from RefSeq and is a predicted model, not a curated record. The transcript is spliced from 3 exons.
UCCGACUGUUUGACCAUCUAUUUGUGUAUAUCUCUCACUCGCUUUCAUCAUGGCCAAAAUUCAAAGAAGAGGCCAGAAGGGUGCGGCCAAAAACUACAUCACCCGUACCCAGGCUGUGCGCAAACUGCAGAUUUCACUACCCGACUUCCGUCGCCUGUGUAUCUUCAAGGGAAUCUACCCUCGCGAACCCCGUAACAAGAAGAAGGCAGCAAAGAACUCACAGGGCGCCAACCAAGCCACCACUUUCUACUACACGCGCGACAUCCAAUACCUCCUCCAUGAGCCCCUCCUCAACAAGUUCCGCGACCACAAGGCUCUGGCCAAGAAGAUUGGUCGUGCUCUGGGCAGAAAUGAGAUCUCCGACGCAAACCGCAUGGAGAAGAACCUCACCCCCAAGAUGACCCUCGACCACAUCAUCAAGGAGCGCUACCCUACCUUUGUCGACGCCCUCCGCGACCUCGACGACUGUCUCAGUAUGCUCUUCCUGUUCGCCAACCUCCCUUCGACCGAGACUGUGCCGCCCAAGACCAUCCAGCUUUGCCAGCGCCUCACCCACGAGUUCGAGCACUACCUGAUCCGCAGCAACAGCUUGCGCAAGAGUUUCCUGUCCAUCAAGGGCAUCUACUACCAGGCUACAAUCCAGGGUCAGGACAUCCUCUGGCUCGUCCCUUACAAGUUCGUCCAGCGCGUUACUGGCGAUGUUGAUUUCCGUAUCAUGGGCACCUUUGUCCAGUUCUACACAACCCUCCUCGGCUUCGUAAACUACAGACUUUACACCAGUCUUGGUCUGGUCUACCCUCCCAAGUUCGACGCAAAGGCCGACGAGCACGGCGCUGAGUUGGCCGCUUUCGCCAUCGAGGGUCGCAACGUCGCUGCUGCUCUGGACGACAAGGUUGAGCAGCCCGCCGCUGCUCCCAAGCAAGUCUCCGCUACCGCUCAGGCCGAGGCUGACAAGCUCUUGGAACUGCCAUCCGGCGAGGAACCCACCAGCUCAUACGCCACCGCACAGGAGAACCCCUCAUCAAACCCCAAGGACGAAGAAGAGGAGGACAGACAAGAUGGAGAACUCGACUCUUUCCCUGCACCCAUCGACCCCGAGUCAGACGUUCUGCACCAGCCUACCGUUUCUGCGUCAACAGCAGCCAACCUUUUCGAGCCUUUCACCAUUUACCUUUCGCGCGAGACUCCCCGUCACCCUCUCGAGCUCAUUCUCCGUGCCUUUGGCUGCAAGCGUGUGGCUUGGGACACUGUUUUGGGCGAGGGCGCAUACACUUCCGAUGAGGCCGACCGCCGCAUCACUCACCAGAUUGUCGACAGACCUAACCUGCCUCUUCCUCCUGUACCUGUCGAGGACGAGGAGACCGCUGCAGCCAACGCAUCUAUGCGUCUGAGACCUGGCGAGCGCGUCCCUGGACGUAUUUACAUUCAGCCCCAGUGGGUCUGGGACUGCAUCAACGCUGGUAAGCUGUUGAGAGCCGACCUUUACGCGCCGGGUGCUACUCUUCCUCCCCAUCUUUCGCCCUGGGUCAAGGCCAAGCAGGGCGAGUACGACCCCACCAAGCCUUUGGCCGAGCAGGAGAACGAGGGCGAGGCAUUGGCUGCCGAAGCCGAUUCAGAUGACGAGAUGGCUGACGAAAAUGCCGGUUCGGAUGGUGAGGAGGUUGAUGGUGUUCGUGGCGAUGGCGAGGCUCGUAACCUGGAGUCAAAACUUUUGCAGCAAGGCGGCAAGGAAGUCGUCACAGGUGAAGGCAUGGACGUCGAGCUUGCAGAGUCAGACGAUGACGAGGAUGAGGAGGCAGAUGCCGCAAAGGACGAGGAGUUUGGUGGCUUCACCGAGGACGAAGAGGAAUCCGAGUCCGAGGAUGAGGCAGCCCGCCAUCAGCGCGAGCUUGCCGCCGAGGCUGAUGGUCGUUCGCUCACAGCUGAUGCCGGUGCCACACCAGCCAAGGCUCUACGCAAGAAGGAGGCCGAGAAGGCACAGAAGGCCAUCUCACGUCAACGCAAGGAGGCACAAGAAGAGACCGACCGCCAGAAGAUGAUGAUGAGUCGUCGCAAGCGCAAGAUCUUCGAGAAGAUGCAAUACUCAAACGCACAGAAGGACGCAGAGGCCGAGAAGCUGAGAGGCAAGAGAAGAAAGAUCGAAAAGGGACAGGCCAAGAACUAAGUUUUGUGCAUGAGCAAGGUGUUUUGGUGUGGCUAUAUCGGUUGUCUUUUCUUCUUCAUGGGACAAAGGUUUUCAAUGCUGUGAUCAGAUAUCUGGCGUUUUGUAUAGGCAAAAAGUGGAACAAAAAUGCUAUCUAUUGAUCGAACCCAC